UGAAAAAGAAGUGUACUUUGGCCAAUCACGGGAACCGGAAGUUGGUCACGUGAUAAACUCGUUGGCUCGACACUUCCGCUCAGCUUCUCGAGCAACAACUUGAAGACCAGGUUGAAACUUCAGCAGGAUUGCAGUCCACAGCUCUCCCUGCUCAGUUCUGGCGCUAUCCAAAUUGCGAGCUCACGACACAGGCGUCAAUUGAAAGCUCUAUCCACCCUCUCAAGCAAUAGAAUCUGUCGACUAGCCUGUUGCCACCAUGCUUCCUGCUCCGCAGCGGCACUCUUCCAUGCUGGGGCCAGCCCCUGGGCCUCCGGCGGCUCAUGUGCCUUAUGCAGGGGAGUCAUCAGUGCCAGGAGCGGCUGGACACAAGUUUGAUGUUCCUGUCGAUGGACCGGCAAAGCAUACCAAUGAUCCGUAUGUCACCGGAACGUCUGUCCUUGGGAUCAAGUACAAGGAUGGGGUGCUUAUAGCGGCAGACACGCUGGCAUCCUAUGGCUCAACCAUUCGGUAUAAGUCGAUUGAACGCCUGCACAAGGUGAACGACCACACACUGCUAGGGGCGAGCGGAGAAAUAUCUGACUACCAGUACAUCUCAAACCUUCUAGAGGAACUUGCCACGGAUGACUUUAACCACGAUGAUGGUUUGCAAUUGAAUCCAAAGGAGAUAUACGCUUACUUGACGCGGGUCUUGUACAAUAGGCGAAACAAGUUCGAUCCGCUGUGGAACUCGCUGGUCAUUGGGGGCGUCAAAAACGGCAAAAGCUUCCUGGGCGUAGUGGGCAUGAUUGGCGCCGCUUAUGAGGACGACCACGUUGCCACCGGGUUCGGCAACCACCUGGCACGGCCCAUCUUCCGUAGCGAGCACCGGCCUGACAUGACCGAGGACGAGGGCGUGGCCCUGCUGGAGAAGUGCUUGCGGGUACUCUACUACCGCGACAAGCAGAGCAUCAACAAGGUUCAAGUCGCCAAGGUUACGGAAAAGGGCAUCGAGAUAUCGCGGCCGUACGCGCUCGCCUCGGAGUGGAGCUACCAGGCGUUCGUGGACCCCACAAAGGGAGCCGAAGGGUCUUGGUGACCGAAGUACAACAUCGAUGAAGCGGUCCUUUUGUCUGUACGAAACGGUCAGAGUCCUACCAUGCCUCUCUGAUACGAAGAGGGCGUCUGAUUCAAAGGUCCCUCGAAGACGUUCCGUCAAUGGAACCGCGUCUUUUCUAUCGCUUAUCCUCAGAAGCAAGUUUCAUUCACUCGGUUCGCAAGUCAUGCGGGCAGUUGAGAACCUAUGCUUAUGUUGAUGGGCAAUUUUAUCCUGGUCCCCCUAUUCUGCAC
Molecule: messenger RNA, 1326 nt
Organism: Klebsormidium nitens
Lineage: Eukaryota; Viridiplantae; Streptophyta; Klebsormidiophyceae; Klebsormidiales; Klebsormidiaceae
Source: the annotation of a GenBank genome assembly